CAAAGAAGUUACUGCAAGCAGCAAACACUUUUUGUCAUCCUCGGACAUCAUUGCAAGCAACGAUAGAAGAGCGCAAUAUGUACUGCAAUAUUUUUUUUAACCAUGCCGGACGACUCUCUUCAGCUCCGGAAACAAAAACAAUAACAAUAACAACAGUGGUAGGGCGGUCAGUGGCGAUGUUUCCACCCUACUGCGGAUUCCAUCUUUAAGGCAACAACAAAAAAUCAGUCGCCUGGUCCUUUAAGACGGUCUCCAAAGUUUAGCGUAUGACGUCAACUUUGGCUUAUCCAUAACGCGAGGCGAUCCAGUGACGGAGAAGGGAAUCUGAACGGCGGGAGAGACAGGUGAAUUUAAAACUGGACGUGAGCGCUUCAGUAUCAGGGGGGAGAUACACACAUUACAGAGAAUCAUUGAAGAUGAACACAGAGGAAAAACAAGAGCUCAAGUCAUCACAAGAUGAAACUAUGGACGUUAGCAGCGCCGUGACAGAUGAGAGGCCACGGGCAGAGGAGGAGGAGAGAGGAGAAGGGGCAGGGGAGAGACAGGGAGAGGAAGAGGAGGCCCCAGGGAAGACCUCAGAGAGUGGAAUGGAGUGCUCAGAACCCACAGGAAACGAGGGAAUGACAGAUGGGGUUCCUGUGAAAACUGAGAAUGAAGAGUAUGACGACAAUGACGAUCAGUACCCCAAGAGUGAAGAAGAAGGUGAACGAGACAAUUACCUUUAUGAAGAAGAGGAAGAGGAGGAGAAGGAAAGGGAUGAGGAAGACGAAGGAGAAGGGGAGGGGGAAGGGGAGGAAGAGGGAGAAACCCUUAACGAACCACAGGACCUGUCUCUGGCAGAUUAUGUAAAGUAUGAGAGCACAGGCCCGCAGGACGCCCACACCGACUCCUCGCCGUACGCAGCAGAACCCCGCAGCCAGGCAGCAGGCAAGCUCAACUGUGACAUCUGUGGCCUGUCCUGCGUCAGCAUCAAUGUGCUGCUCGUGCACAAGCGAAGCCACACCGGUGAACGUCCGUUCCACUGCAGCCAGUGUGGCGCCUCCUUCACCCAGAAGGGAAACCUGCUUCGCCACAUCAAACUGCACUCCGGGGAGAAGCCCUUCAAGUGCCCGAUGUGUAGCUACGCCUGCCGCAGGCGAGACGCCCUCAGCGGACACCUGCGCACUCACUCAAUAGAGAAGCCCUACAAGUGCAACCACUGCGGUCGCAGUUACAAGCAGCGCAGCUCCCUUGAAGAGCACAGAGAGAGGUGCCAUGUGUAUAUCCAGAACAAAGGCAACGCUGAGAGAGCCGGUGAGGACACCCACGUGUCCAGGACUACUCACAUGGGCACGGAGCGCGCUCUGCUACUGGACAGAUUGGCGAGCAACGUGGCCAAACGCAAGAGCUCUAUGCCACAGAAGUUCACUGGGGACAACGGCGUGUGUCUGGACCUGAGCUUCAACAGGGAGCUGAUCCACCGCUCUGACGUCAUGGACCCUCCGCUCACCUCCCCAGGAUCCGAGAACCACCACAGCCACCAGCCCCUCUACACAGGCCAGGACCGUGACUCUGCCUCCCCCCACAGGGCCUACCCCAUCCCCCUGAGCCGCGCUGACAUGAGCCCCCUGGCCCUCACCAAUGGUCACAAGCUGGAGCAGCAGCAGAGCACUGGUCUCGUCUACCUGCCCCGGCCCAGCCAGGGCCACCCUAGCAUGGACACACUCCACGCCGAUCGGGCCCAGCUCUCCCAGCCUCUCAUCUACAGCCUGGGGCACCUGCUGGGGCCCAGUCCCCAGAACAGCCUCCCACGCCCCCAUAGCCAGGCUCACGCGCUCCCCAUGCCCCCCAUAGAGGCUCUGAGGGUGGUAAGGAGUGAGGGGGAGGUAGGGGUUGGGGUAGGUACAGGAGCGGGGGCGGUGUACCCCUGCGGUCACUGCAGGGUGUGGUUUCUGGACUACGUCAUGUUCACCAUCCACAUGGGCUGCCAUGGCUUCCGUGACCCACUGGAGUGCAAUGUAUGUGGCCACCGCAGCCGGGACCGCUAUGAGUUCUCCUCACACAUUGCGCGCGGCGAGCACCGCCUGGAGUUGAAGUAGUAUAGACACAUUUGCACGUGAACACACACAUACACCCAUACAUGUAGUCAGACUCCUAAACGGAAUAAUGCAUACACAUUUAUACACUUACACACAUGAAUUGUGUACAAACAUUACAUACACACAAAAAUUAUCUCAGGGACUUUCCUUUUUGUUUUUAAUUAGCACCAGUGUUACCACACACACACACACACACACACACGCGCACACACACACACACGCACGCAUACACACACACACACACACACACACAAGGAAAUGUAGCAUUUCAGUAAAGUAGCAUUUAAAAUGUUUUAUAGGGGAUAAUCAUGCUUGACUCAAGUGCCAACAUUUAUUUAUGACAAAUAACAGUGUCAAAAGUAAAAGAAAUCAGGAUUAUCUGAAAGAUAAUCAUUUGAUCAAUAGUUAUCUAUGUUUUAUGUGGGACUACAUUUUAUUCUACUUCACUAAGCCACGGAAUAACUUUUCUACAGAAAUAUAUAUGUGUUCUUCAUUUUAUUUUUGGUGACUAUUCAACAGAAGUGUCAAUAUAAAGGGGGUAAUCGGCAGUCAAUAUUUGGCAUUACCUUUGCCGUGCCUGCUGCUUUUAGGUUGGGAUAUACUACAGUGUGUCCAAAUAUCCUCUGUAUGUACAGCAGUAGCAGUAGGACAUAGUACUGAGUACAUUUUACGUUCACUGUAAGCUGACUGACAGACUGCUGUACAUUUUGUUUUCCUUGUAAACUACUGAGGUUCAAAAAUAAAAACAAGUUCAUUCAA
This is a messenger RNA of Oncorhynchus tshawytscha (Chinook salmon), 2837 nucleotides long. RefSeq names its product zinc finger protein Aiolos-like. The transcript has 9 exons. Lineage: Eukaryota; Metazoa; Chordata; Actinopteri; Salmoniformes; Salmonidae. Gene Ontology annotation, molecular function: RNA polymerase II cis-regulatory region sequence-specific DNA binding; DNA-binding transcription factor activity. Gene Ontology annotation, biological process: regulation of transcription by RNA polymerase II. The record is from RefSeq and is a predicted model, not a curated record. Bases 417 to 2078 code for a protein of 553 amino acids.